Phytophthora infestans T30-4 is the source of this 1608-nucleotide messenger RNA. RefSeq lists its product as uncharacterized. Gene Ontology annotation, biological process: peptidyl-proline hydroxylation to 4-hydroxy-L-proline. The record is from RefSeq and is a predicted model, not a curated record. Lineage: Eukaryota; Oomycota; Peronosporomycetes; Peronosporales; Peronosporaceae. Gene Ontology annotation, cellular component: endoplasmic reticulum. Bases 1 to 1608 code for a protein of 535 amino acids. Gene Ontology annotation, molecular function: procollagen-proline 4-dioxygenase activity. The transcript has 3 exons.
AUGCUUAACGGGCAGAACGAGGGGAUUUACUUGCCCUGGAUAUAUCAUCCCAGCGAAGACGCGUGUCUCUUGGAGCUUGCACAGACUGCAGCCUUGGGUCUCGGCGCGGAUCCGGACCGGGUGGCCAAUGGUUUAAAGCUCUUUUCCAUCGAUGGUUUGCCCAUCAUGACAACAGAAGAGCUCCAUUUGCAUCGUAUUGCUCAUGUACUGCUAGAUGGGCAGCUGUGGGUCUGGCCAGGCGUUAAGGUGGCCUACGUUCGGGAGGUCGACGGCUGCACAGUUACGACACGGUCGCUUCAUCCCAAGGUAUUCACAGUAGAAGGCUUCUUCUCACAGGAGGAAGCAGAUGCCAUUAUUGCUGAGGGUGUCGACCACCUCUCUCGCUCUCCUGUCGAUAGUUCCGAAACAGAGGACGGAUACCACGCUGACCGGACGAGCUACACGGCGUUCCUAGACGACAGCCACUUCACACGCGAUUUCCGCGUACGAUCUUCACGUCUUGCUCGACUGCCAUCUCCUAGUUACACCGAGAACAUGCAGCUUGUGCGGUACGAAACGGGGCAAUUUUAUCGCAACCACGAGGAUUACUUUGAGUCGAAAGAGUUCGUUCCGAACAUAGCGUUGAGUGCUAACCAGUUUGAGGCGUGGAUCGAAUGGGCCUCGUCCAAAAUCGAAGAACUUUGCCGAAAGCAUGGUGACAAUAUCGUUCCUGCUGUGUUCCAACCUGGAGGUGCGAUCUUCAUGGAAGAUGCUGAGGCUGAUAAUUUCUUCUGGAAACACGCCGACUUGGAGUGGAGUGAAUGGAUUAACGAGAAUCUUAAACGGGGAGCAAAUAAUAUGAUGAUUCCGCUGCUGGAAGACAAAAGUUACAUGCUGCCAUACAUUGUGGCAUCAUGGGAGAAACGUGCUCAACGUCCCGAACUUGUUUAUCAAUUUCCCAAACCUCCGAUAAGUGGCAUUUCGCAAUACUUUAGAUGGAUACGUUGGGCAAAGGAAAGAGUACAGUUGCUAAUGGAUACGCAGCUUGAAGCUGUACCGAAAUGUGUGAGACCCGAAGGGCAAGACUACCCAACAUUUUACAUGAGUUUUCAGACACGUUUGGUAAACUAUCUCCUCGAAGACUACAGUCAGGAAUUCCUACUUGAAACAAUUACCGAGGAUCUGUACAAGUGGCUGGUUGAAAACAAGAAUAACGAUGAUACGUUGCUGGAAGUGCUGCGUAAUAGUCAAGCUGCGUUCGAUCUCGUGGUGAAGUCGUGGGUCAAGCGUGCUGGUGAUUUAUUUACCUACGAGAAACCCAAGUAUCUGUACCACUUUGAGCCGAAUCGUUUCGUGACGCUCUUCUUGUAUCUCAACGACUGUCCUGAAGGCGGUGAGACGAUCUUCCCGUACUCGAACGAGCGUCUAGUGACUGGAAUCGAGCGAGAGGGAAUGGACGAGUGCUCCGAUGGACUCGCUGUGCCACCUGUGAAGCUUACAGCGUCAUUAUUUUACGCGCAAACGCCCAUGAACGGCUUGGACCCGUCCAGUCUUCAUGGAGGUUGUCCGCCAGCUAAGGGCAUUAAAUGUACUCGGCGCCAACUCGUUCAUGUGGAAUGGCGACGCUGA